UAGACAAACAGGAAGUACGUAGAAAUGUAUUAUGGCGACAGAUGAAAAGGUACAAACUUCAUUUCAGAGAUAGCCAGUGUUAUUACACUGGUAAUACUUAAUUAUCACACUAAUUAUCAAUGCAUGCCCCUUAUACAAAUUCAGAGAUUUGAACUAACAAGAGAAGUGGCGAUGUGAUAUUACUUGAAGCCGCUAUGACAACUAUAAAUUAUGCCAUCUCAAAUGCCAACAUUACCGGCGAGGGCCAGGGGGCAAGGCCUCGAAGAAAAUGUUCACUGUGUCAGCUUCCAUUCAAGUCAGCUGAUGAUUUCACAAGACAUUUAAGAGAUUUCCACUGUUCAAAAGAGGGAGGCUCUUUUGUGUGCAGAUAUGGACUGAAUAAUGUGUGUCCCUCCUUGCCGUUAGAGGGGGUUAGUGACAUGGACUAUGAAAACCAUAUAGCUCGGGACCAUGUUCAUUCGUAUCAACAACAUGGUAUAGGCCAAAAGAACAGUACUGGAGUAAUGGCAUCAUAUGUGUCUGAUCAUAACAAAAAAGAAGAGCCAAGUGUUGUCCAAGAUCAACAUAAAUGGACAAUAUACAAGUCAUGUGUAAACCUUCCAGCGGCACUAAAUGACCCACUGCGUUCAAAGCGUGAAUAUGACUUUUUCACAAAAACUUGGGGUCAAGAUUUUUAUGAAAGAACAGAAGUUCCGCCUUCACCAUAUCUGAUUCAUAUUUCCAGAGAACAUUUCCAGAAGUAUAGACAUAGAAUAUCAAAGAGAUAUAAGAAGCAUGUUCAUAGAACCAAUCAGUUCUUUCAAGAAUCUCCAGGUGGGGAAACCUUCUUACAGCAGCUUGAAAAGAACAGAGCUGAGUUACAACAAAUACCUAAACUGUUCCUUUUACCAAAUUUUGAACUGGACAAUAGUGAUACUUUCAAUGCUGUGUUUCCAUGGCAACAAAUUGAGUCGAAAAAUCAUUCCAAGUCUUCUAGUCCUACUUCUUCUGGACCACAGUCAUCAAAACUCCUCCAGGAAAAGUUAAGUCAUUACUUAGAUAUAGUGGAGGUGCAUAUAGCCAAACAAAUAUCAACCAAGUCCGACGCAUUUUUCCAGGCCAUGUCCCGUCAGGACAAACUCCAGGAGAACAUGCUGCAAACAUGUCAAACAAUUAAACGGCUUAGGGACAGAGUGAAAACUAUUGAUGACUAUCUGGCCAAAGGAUCUUUAAAAAUAAUCAAAUUGUAUCGUACCAGAGCUAAUUAUGCACAGCUUUAUAAUAAACUUAAGAUGAUGGCCACAGUGCACCAAACCCAGCCCACCAUACAGUUGCUGCUGUCUACUAACGAGUUUGUUGGUGCCCUGGACCUGAUCUCCACGACACAGGAAGUCCUCUCACAGGAGUUAGCAGGUGUCCACAGCUUUAGACACCUUGGUUCCCAGCUGGCAGAGAUGGAGAAGGUGAUCGAUCGUAUGCUACAGGAAGAUUUUGCCAAAUAUGUGUCUUCAGACCUGAACAGGCCAGUCACCGACCCCGAACUCCUACAGGAGGAGGAAAAGCUUGUGUCCCUGGUGUUUGGUAUGAUUCGGCGUGGCCGGUAUAACUUUGUGGAUGUUUACCGGGAGGAGGCAUUGACAGCUGUACGGGCCACUGUCAAACAGACCGUGGUUGAAGCUGUGUCGUCAGCAGAUGUAGACACAGACGAGAAUGCCUCAAGUUUGGGAGACCAAAUGAGACUGCUAGAUUACAACCAGUGGAUGGACUGCCUGAAGCAGAUCUUCUCUAAUCUUCUGGUUCACCUAAAUCGAGUAAAGACAUUCCAUGGCGUUAUUACCGAUGUGGUCGGUAUCACAGCCCGUAAAACACACGUGCCUAGUCCUCUGGCUUCACCAACCCACAACAUGGAAUCCUUGUCUGAAGCUUCCCAUCUUCAUGUAUCUGUGAGUGAGGAUGCAGCUGAUUUGAUGAUAAGUGAUGCUGACUUUGUCACUGUCAGCUCCAGUCUCUCUGACUUACUCAUCAACAUGUGUGACUUUUCUCAUGACCGCUGUGUCAAGGUCAUUGUAGCUCGGUCAAAGGAUGGGUUUCUAGAGAGAUUAUCAUCUAACGAAUUUGUGAACUUAUCACGAGUAGUAGAGGGAUUUGUGAAUGACUGUGAAGGAGUGUGUGGUAGACGCAGUGCCUCUUUACGACUUAGUCUACAAUCACAGGCAUCUAGAUUUGUGAAUCGUUUCCAUGAUGAGAGAAGAACAAAAUUAAGUUUGAUAUUGGACAAUGAGCGCUGGAAACAGGCAGAUGUUCCAGCCGAAUUCCAGGAGCUGGUCGACCACAUCUCCAAAACAGGCAAACUUUGUGUUAUUGAGAGGACUUCUGAUGCAGAUAAAAAGCCAUUCAGCACAUUGUCAGUGGAUGGCUUAAGUUACUCUGUAGUCGGGACGGUGCUCAUGUUAUUCAAGAUGAUGGUGGAAUACUGUCAGUGUGUAGAUGACAUUCCUACUGCUGCCCCAGACCUACUUACUCGCCUCAUAGAACUGAUAAAAAUUUUUAACUCAAGAACAUGCCAACUUGUGCUUGGUGCUGGGGCACUUCAGUUAGUUGGACUGAAAACUAUCACCACAAAAAAUUUAGCACUGGCAUCUCGCUGUCUGCAGCUGGUUGUGCAUUACAUGCCUUUGGUGCGUGGGCACUUUGAGUCACACCUACUUGACAAAAACAAAACAAUGCUAAAACAUUUUGACCAAGUCAAGAAGGAUUACAUGGACCACAUCAAUGAGAUCACAAACAAGCUGGUCAGUGUAAUGGAGGGUGUGGUUGAGUCACAGCUUGUCAAGUGGGAAGUGAAGGCACCCAUGCCGUCGGCCUGUUUCCGCUCCAUUUGUAAACAGAUUACCAAGAUGCAUGAGGUGGUCAUUGAUAUCCUCCCAGAGGACCAGAUCAAGACCUUGUUCCAGAGUAUAAACCAAGUAUUUAUCAGAUUAGUCCGACUACAACUGGUCAAAUUGGAUGUGUGUAGUAAUGGUGGUCCUCAACAUGCGUUGGUGACCUCUGACUUGGCCUUUUAUUCGGGGACAUUUAAAACAUUACGGGGACUAGAAGCAUUAGCCAACAAUACAAAUGCUGUGUGGGAUACAAGCUGACCCAUCAUGUCGGUCCAUCUUUGACCAUUUGACCUCUACAAAUUGUGUGCAAUGUUUACAAAGGUUUUUAAGGGAAAAUAUGUAUUCUAUGAAAACAAAAUGUUUUAAACUGUCUGCAUAGAUCAUGGGCUAGGAAUAUGCAUGUUUACAACUGUUACUGUAAAACAGUUCCCAACAUUCGAUGGAACAUUAGGGGACACGGUCUUCAAAUUGAGAUAAGUGAAUUCAUUAUAAAUUAUCUUGUGAAAUUGUGAAUAUUUAAGUAACAAAUUUAUUAGAUGGUGACAACAUCGUAUCUUAAAUACUGUAUAUGAAUAACUGUUAGUAUCACUUAUUCUGACAUUACUAAUAACAAUAUAUGACGAUUUUUAUUUUCCUUUGUUUAUAUAAUUUACAACUUGUGUUCUAUUUGAUAUUGAUGAAACUUAUCGAUGCUUGUUCGUAGUAUUGUUAAUGAUAUAUUUAAAGAUUCGGUAUCAAAGAAUCAAUUUCUGUCAAAUGGUUACUUUUUUUUUGUAUAAAAACAGGACAGAGUAUUAGAUAAGUGGGAAGAAUGAUGAGGAUCAAUGUCGACUAGCUUUUCUUUCAGUCCAUAACAUUUUGUUUAUAGAUAUUCAGUUAUUUAUUUUUUGUCUUUCAUUAAUUGAACCAAUCACUUUUUUGCUCAUCAUUAGAUGGUGAGCAGUUUCAAAUGCCUUUUGUCUGUGAUCUGUCACCUGUUGGUAAACAAUCCUAGCUAUUGUUAUGUCUUGAGUACUGAAAGGAUAUGUCUCAUACCUCAUCUGUACAUGUUGGUUCCCUGGGAUGCUAGUUUUGAUUGUUAUACCACAACAAUGAAAUUACAUACUAGUCUGUUGGUAAGAAUGUCUGGCUACACAUUCCGUUGUUAUCUGCAAAUAUAUAUUUUUCAAACUUUGAGGGUUAUUUUGUGUCAUAAUGUCAUUCUGCUCAUCAUGAUUUUCGAUAUUGACUUUUCGCAGAUGUUAAAAGUCCCUUUAAUGGAACUCUUUAAAAGAGAUUGUCUGGGAAAUAUUCAAACCUCGUUGGUGAUAUUGUAACCUAAUGUAUAUGUGCCACCUAGCAUUAUGUUAGAGUCAUUUGAUGACAACUUAAGUUCAGUGACUGAUUUGAAAAACAAAAUGGCCGACAGGUGUCCAUCUUGAAUUUUGAAGCACAAGUUUCAUUUAUAGCUUCCUCUUUGUCCUUAGUUGUGCAAGAAGAAAACUACAGUCAUAUUCAUCAAUCAAACAUUAAAAAUAGAACUGAUUAGAGAAUAAAAGAGGAAAGAUCAGACUUACUUUGAACCAAAAAAGGUUCAUGCAAUGAUCGGGCCCAAAGAUAACUCUGGGAUCUCUUGUUUGGUUAUCUGUCACACUGAAUCCAGUCUUUCUUUGUCCUAUUGUUACAUGUUCAUAUCGAACGGCAUCUUUUAUAAUAAGAAUCUUUCUUUCUAUUAAACAGCGAGAUUGGUAGCACAGAUUUAUUUUUUCCCUAUGCAGUCAAUUUACAUGGUGAAAUUAACAUUUUACAAGUUCAGUACAUUAUAUGUUAUAGCAUUAUAAUGGUGUUAAUUUACCUCAAUAUUCAGUAUUAAUAUUUUCAGAAUAAACAGCAUUUUACUUGCAUUUGGCUUGUAUAUAUACAGUUUGUGCUUAUUAAAUGCAUAGAUAAAUUGCUUUCAGAUAAAUCUAUGUAUUAUUUGUUGGUACUUAUAGAAGCAAAUAAUCAAGCUAAACAUCUCUUCCUCUGCUUAUAAGAAUGAAUUCUGCUAGAAUAGUUUAUUUGGGACUUUACCUGCAAUUUUGUCAUAAUUUGUAAACUGACACACUUUAAAAUUAUUAUUUGAUUUCCCUUCAAGGAUAUGCAUAGUACAUAUUAAGUUUAUUACAUUUAGACGAGAGCUUCUUCACCUGUAAAUGAAAGCUAUUUUAUAGCUGCAUAAAAUGGAAGUUUCUACAGUUAUUUCAUAGGAGCUCAGUCACCUAUAUAUGAGUAAUUCCAACUCUAGAUGGGAGUUAUUUCAAUCUAUAGAUGGGACUUACUUCACCUAAAGAUGGGAGUUAUUUCACCGAUAAAUGGUAGUUAUUUCACUUAUACAUGUAGAUGGGAGUUAUUUCACCUAUAGAUGGGACUUAUUUCACCUAUAGAUGGGACUUAUUUCACCAAUAGGUGAGAGUUAUUUCACCUAUAAAUGGGAGUUAUUUCACCUAAAGAUGGGACUUAUUUCACCUAUAAAUGGGACUUAUUUCACCUAUAGAUGGGAGUUAUUUCACCAAUAGGUGAGAGUUAUUUCACCUAUAAAUGGGAGUUAUUUCGCCUAUAGAUGGGACUUACUUCACCUAAAGAUGGGAGUUAUUUCACCUAAAGAUGGGAGUUAUUUCACUUAUACAUGUAGAUGGGAGUUAUUUCGCCUAUAGAUGGGAGUUAUUUCACCUAUAGAUGGGAGUUAUUUCACCUAAAGAUGAGAGUUAUUUCACCUAUAGGUUGGAGUUAUUUCACCCAUAGAUGGGACUUACUUCACCUUUAGAUGGGAGUUAUUUCACUUAUAGAUGAGUUAUUUCACCUAUAGAUGAGAGUUAUUUUACCUUUAGAUGAGAAUUAUUUCACCUAUAGUUGAGAGUUAUUUUACCUAUAGAUGAUAUUUAUUUCACUUAUAGACGAGUUAUUUCACCUAUAGGUUGGAGUAUAUUUCACCUAUAGGUUGGAGUUAUUUCACUGUUAGAUGAUAGAUGUGUCACCAGUUGCUAUUUCAAAUCAUUACGGGGGUAAACAUAUAAGACUGGAGCUAUUUCAUCAAUAACAUCGAUUGUAAUUUUGUUAUUUACGAAUUGCAGAGAUUACGAUAUUGUGAAAAUAUAACUUAAUAUCACCAUUAGACGAGAAAACAUUUCACCAUUGGAUGAAAAUCACCAUUUGAUUAAAACGGUUUGCCAGUGACAUAUAAGUUAAUUUAAAUUUUCAAAAAGGGAGAUUUUACAUAAUGUUUGGUUGAUAACAUCUGCAGCAUUUUACAUUGCAUUUGUGUGUGAAAGAGAAUGUUUGAUUUAGGUGUAUUUCACUCCCAGAAGAAAAGAAUUUCACAAGUCAUAAUGAGAGAUUUGUCCCACCCUUGUAACAAGUAAAAAAAAAAAAAAAAAAAUAACUAAAAAAAAAUUGAUUAAAAUCUAUCAUUCCCAAUUCUUCAGGUGUACCAACAAUUAUAUCUCCUGUAGUCUAGAUUGCUGGUAUAUUAGUAUACAGGAUGGACUUAUUUUUUGUAUUGUUGAUUUGUAUUCUCCAUGAUCAUUGUAUGUCAAAUUGAAUUGAUACACAAAUUGAUCUGAAAUUCUUAGCAAAAAUAUUCAAUUUGAAACAAUUAUUGCUAAGACUAAAUGUUUACCUGUUAUCCGAUUUAUUUCCCCAAUCCAAUAGUUCUGCCAUUACAAAUUGAGUCAGGUUAUUUUCAUAUACGUCUUAUGUUCAUCUAGAUGUAAACAAUCACAGGUGCUAGCCAUUUAUUUGUUUCAUUAAGUAUGUCCAUCGUCACUAAUAUGGUGUAAGAGUUUCCAUACAUGUUAGAUUAUUCCAUUGCUGUAAACCUCCCUAACUGGUGCCGUUAUUUUAAGAGAUUUGUUGAAAGUUUCUCUCAGUAAUCAGCGUUGUUCCUUUAAGACCUAAACUUGUGAUAAUUACACUACAAGUCUCGUUGACCUAUACUGCACAGUCUGCCAAUACCAUGACGUUAACAGUUCUUUACUUAAUAUUUUAUAUUUGAGGUAUACACUCCACUCUGUUCGAAAAUACAACGUUCUCUAUGAAAACUCUCUCGCUCAGUUCCGACAUAUACCGUUCUCUAUGGAAACUCUCGCUCAGUUUGGACAUAUACCGUUCUCUAUGAAAACUCUCUCGCUCAGUUCGGACAUAUACCGUUCUCUAUGGAAACUCUCUCGCUCAGUUCGGACAUAUACCGUUCUCUAUGAAAACUCUCUCGCUCAGUUCGGACAUAUACCGUUUCCUAUGAAAACUCUCUCGCUCAGUUCGGACAUAUACCGUUCUCUAUGGAAACUCUCUCGCUCAGUUCGGACAUAUACUGUUCUCUAUGAAAACUCUCUCGCUCAGUUCGGACAUAUACCGUUCUCUAUGAAAACUCUCUCGCUCAGUUCGGACAUAUACCGUUCUCUAUGAAAACUCUCUCGCUCAGUUCGGACAUAUACCGUUCUCUAUGAAAACUCUCUCGCUCAGUUCGGACAUAUACCGUUCUCUAUGAAAACUCUCGCUCAGUUCGGACAUAUACCGUUCCCUGUGAAAACUCUCUCGCUCAGUUCGGACAUAUACUGUUUCUAUGAAAAUUCUCUCGCUCAGUUCGGACAUAUAGCGUUCCAUAUGAAAGCUCUCUCGCUCAGUUCGGACAUAUAGCGUUCCAUAUGAAAGCUCUCUUACUCUUUUCGGACAUACAGCGUUCUCUAUGAAAGCUCUCUAUGAAAGCUAACUGACAGUCAAGACCACAUGACAUUCACCAAUAAAGCCAUGUCGGUAAAGUUCGUAGAUGACGUUUCUUUAUUUGUUCUCUGUUUGCCUUAAAAUACCCUCUCUUUAAAGCCAAAAUUAUUAAAAAAAAAAUGCACCCUUUCUUAACGCAUUUUUCAAGUUAAGAUGGCGAUAUCGUUUUUGUUUGACUUUUACUGCCUUCCGUGUAAAGUCGUCUUCUUUCAACAGUACAGCUGGUUCCAUCAAACUUGCUUUUUGACCAUGGGAAGCCCUCUUAUCACCUUUGAUGUCCUCUCCCUAAAUCCUCCUCUUUCAUUUGUGUUGCGCUUUCCAUUGAGCACUAUUUCAACUUUUACAUCCUUACAUCUUACAUCCUUGUAGAACAAGAAUGAUCCAUCCGCUAGGCGUCCAUUUGCUACUGUAACUCGUGUUCGGAUUAUUAUUCAAGUGUAUUUUUAAUCAGGAGUCUGUAUGCAACCAUAUCAUUGGCAUAUUUGUGAAUAUUCAACAAGUUGGAAAUGAAACACGUUGUAUAAAAAUGUAAAUAUAUGAAAUAAAUUAUUUAAUUAUCAUA
Molecule: messenger RNA, 8160 nt
Organism: Pecten maximus
Lineage: Eukaryota; Metazoa; Mollusca; Bivalvia; Pectinida; Pectinidae
Product: vacuolar protein sorting-associated protein 54-like
Exons: 25
Coding region: 195-3119 (974 amino acids)
Biological process (GO): retrograde transport, endosome to Golgi; Golgi to vacuole transport
Cellular component (GO): GARP complex
Molecular function (GO): syntaxin binding
Source: RefSeq, a predicted model, not a curated record